Messenger RNA from Capronia coronata CBS 617.96, 1263 nucleotides. RefSeq lists its product as uncharacterized. NCBI's taxonomy places the organism in Eukaryota, Fungi, Ascomycota, Eurotiomycetes, Chaetothyriales, Herpotrichiellaceae. The record is from RefSeq and is a predicted model, not a curated record. The coding region runs from base 1 to 1263 and encodes 420 amino acids. The transcript is spliced from 3 exons.
AUGGCGUCGUCAAAGGAACAACCAACUGCUCGUCCCAUCUCGGGCAGUUUUUCCAGACACGCUUCGUCCUCUUCGAGACAGCACUCCCACUCCUUCUCCUUGGCUGCCUCCAAUCCCACCCACCGAGUCAAUCGUCGGAAGAGUAUCAACACAGCCGCCUCGUCCUCCACUGCCCAGGCUGCCAUAGUGGCCGCGUUGAGGGAACAGGGGGACGCGUCCGUCAUGCCGCUACAAGGUCACAGGAGAAGCAUAGGCUCUAGAAAGAUUACGGAAGCACACUCGAUGAGUGCCCGGCCGAGCAUUCACUCCUUUUUCAACGGUCCUCCGAGCGCGGCCUCGGGGCAGGACAAUGAUGCGCUCGAGGACAAUUCCAACGAUGAUGAUCUGCCUGCGUCGUCCAAGAGACUGAGCAACAAAAGCCGCAACAGAAGGGCAAGUGAGGGCUCGUAUCUCACCAAGGGCGAAGGCAAGAAGGCAGGCUCGGACUUGCGGUGUGAUACUUGUGGGAAGGGGUACAAGCAUAGCAGCUGCCUCACCAAGCAUCUGUGGGAGCAUGAUCCGGCAUGGGCCAUCACCUCCAAGUUGCUCAUCUCCAAGCAUCAGCAAGUUCAACUGUUGGAAGCGGCUUCCGUCUUGUGUAACAUGACUGUGGAGAACAUGACCAUGGGCCAAUCCGAUAAUGAAGCGUCCUUCAACGAUCCCAGUGACGGCUCAUCUGCCUCUCCUGGCUUUUCCUCGUCCGAAAUGCAAGACGAGCUAAGCUCGGUUGAGACCACGCCGCCUCCCAUGAGCGAAGCCGCCUAUCCGGUCCCGGGCUCAAAACGAUUCAGCAUCAGCGGCAACCAUGGAUUCUCCCGCUCCUACCGAUCAAUCCCGUCCAGUUCAUAUGCUGAAAGUGUCGUGUCGCCUGGAUUACCACCUCACCGAUUUUCCGGUGUAGACUUCCGCCCGAGCACGUCCGGAACUGAUGACGGCACCCUUGCAGCUGCCGCAGCUGGCCUCACCUUCAACAGCGGCACCCCUCGCACCAAACCAACCUUCCUAGGUGUGGACGUGCCCCCUGUACCACCGCUGCCGCAACAGUACCAGUCGUUCAACAGCAAGUCCUCCGACAGCACAUUGACCACCGUUUAUAAUCCACUGUUGCAGCUCCAUCCCCCCACCUUGACCCAGAACCUGUCAGAGGAGCGAAACUACCGCGGCAGCAACGAUGCCAAAGAAAUUCAAAUGGAUGAUGAAGAGAUGUUCAGGAUGGAAGAAUAG